This is a messenger RNA of Myripristis murdjan (pinecone soldierfish), 1231 nucleotides long. RefSeq lists its product as uncharacterized. The record is from RefSeq and is a predicted model, not a curated record. The transcript has 6 exons. Lineage: Eukaryota; Metazoa; Chordata; Actinopteri; Holocentriformes; Holocentridae. The coding region runs from base 509 to 1231 and encodes 240 amino acids.
AUACAAGAAGCAUGGGUUCCAGUCAUGUGUGGAACAUGGACGACACCGGGGUCUCGACCGUCCAAACCCCAGAGAAGGUUCUUGCUCCAAGAGGUAAACGCCAGAUUGGGGCCAUGACCUCUGGUGAGAGAGGGAGUUUAGUGACUGUGGCAGUGGCAGUAAAUGCUCUGGGCAACUCCACCCCCCCCCUUUCUUCAUCUUCCCCCGCAAGAAGUACGGUCCAUUCUUCAUCCGGGACGCACCAACUGGAUCAGUCGGAGCAGCCAACGGGUCUGGGUGGAUGUAGGAAGAGGAGUUUUUACUUUUUCUAGAUCAUUUUGCUAACCACACGAAAGCCACCCCUGAGUCCAAGGUCCUGCUUCUACUGGACAAUCACUCAUCCCAUGUGUCUGUGGCUGCCCUGGAUUUCUGCAAAGCCAGAGGCAUAGUGCUGCUCACCUUCCCGGCUCACUGUACUCAUAAGCUCCAACCCCUGGAUAGAAGAGUCUUUCGGUCUUUCAAGGGCAGAAUGGACAGGCACUUUGAUCUAUGGAUGAGGUCCCACCCAGGAAUCAACACCACCAUCUAUGACCUCCCAGGCAUCGUGGCCAUGGCAUGGCCACAGGCGGUGACCCCUGUGAAUGUCACCUCAGGGUUUAGAUGCACAGGCAUCUGGCCCUUCAACCCAGACGUCUUUGAUGAUGAUGACUUUGCCCCAGCCUCAGUCACAGACAGGCCAGAGCCCUCUGAACUUGAAGGGAGGUCCAGUGGUCAGAGUAUCCUGGGGUCAGAGAGUGCUGCUCCUGACUCCUCUCCAUCAGAGCCCUCUCCUUCCACUCCUCCUGGCUCCUCUGCCAUGAUCCAUGCUGUGUCUACUCCUGCCCCAUACGGAGCAGGUGCCCCAGCAGAGAAGACCGUUGGUGAUUCCCAACGUGGAACAGAACCAAGUGGAAGUGCUGCUGUUUGCUCCUCUCCUGCGGAGCCCUCUCUCUCUGCAUUCAAGUCUGCAUUCAACCCCCAGGAGGUCCGACCCUUCCCAAAGGCCGGAGAGCGGAAGACCAACAAAAGGCCAAAGAAGCUGUCGGUCAACGCAGUUGUUACAGACACACCUGUCAAACAGGCCCUACAAGAUGAGGCAGAGAGGAGAACACAAAGAAAGCAGGUCAAGAGAAAGAUCGCCACUCCAGGCCCCAAUGCGCCACCAACCAAGGCCAAAAGAAGUUCAAAGAGUUCAAAGAAGAAUUUCUCCUAA